GCAAACAUGCAGUCCCUCAAAACCAUAGCCUUUUUCCUCUUAAUUGCCGCUGCCACGACUUCCUCUCAAAAUACUAACACCAAAUGCCCAUUUCAAUUCUUGUACCACUUUGGCGACGGAAUAUCCGAUAUAGGAAACUCCGUUAGGGUUGAGCCCUUUGGGCCCCUUCUUCCGCCCACACGUGAUCCUUACGGCGUAACUUUCCCCGGUCACCCCACCGGCCGUUGGUCCGACGGCCGUGUCGACGUCGACUAUGUCGCUGAAGAUGUUGGUCUGCCCAAUAUUAUACAAUACUUGUCGAUGAAUAUGUCUAAAAGCUACGAUGGAAUCAUAUUUUCCGUAGCAAGAAGCACGGCUCUUAAUACUUCAUUUUUCGAUUCAAGGGGCAUUCAUAUCCCACCAUAUGAUAUUCCUCUCGCCACUCAAUUAUCUUGGUUUAGAACAUAUCUCCAAUCAAACUGCACAACUCAAACAGAGUGUGCAAAGAGGCAGCCCUCAAACUCUGUUGUAUUAUUUGAAUUUUCUGAACUAAAUGACUUGGGAUACGCAUUACUCCAAGGCAAAUCCAUCCAAGAAGUAACAACCUACGUGCCACUUUUAGUCGACGCCCAAGUCAACGCUGCAAGAGAGGUGAUCAAGCUGGGUGCGACGCGGGUAGUUUACACCACAGCGGCUCCUCUAGGGUGCUAUCCCUACAUUCUAACUGCAUUAUCUACUAAUGACACGUCAGCCUACGACGGACUAGGAUGUUUGAAGGCUGUGAAUAAUCUUGCACUCAACUUUAACGAGAAUCUCCUAAAAGCUUUCCUAGCUCUACAAGCAGAAUUCCCCAAUCUCACCAUAAUAGGUGCUGAUUACUACCUAACUGUCACAGCACAGAUCACUCUCAAAACCGUGUUAGGCUUCGGACGUGAAAAUCCGGCAUUGAGAUCUUGUUGCGGAAUCGGAGGAAGAUAUAACUACGACGACAGAAGAUUGUGUGGGAGCCCUGAUGCGACGGUUUGCCCUAACCCCAACGACUACAUAUAUUGGGAUGGUUUGCACUUUACACAACAAGUCUAUCGUGCUGUUAUAGGCAUACAAGUUGUACCGGCCCUACUGCUACUCAAAUGUAGAUUAAUAUAAAUACAAGAGGUCUUUUGUGAGAAUGUUCGAAUAGUGCGGCUCACUCAAAUAUUUUAAUAAGAUAUUUAUAAAUGUCUUAUUAAAAUAAUUGAAUAAGGAGUUAAUGCCAAUUAAAUAAAUAACAGCCUGGGCCAUGAGGUCCUCUACUUAUUUAGCUAUUAUUUCCCAUCAA
Molecule: messenger RNA, 1297 nt
Organism: Salvia miltiorrhiza (redroot sage)
Lineage: Eukaryota; Viridiplantae; Streptophyta; Magnoliopsida; Lamiales; Lamiaceae
Product: acetylajmalan esterase-like
Exons: 5
Coding region: 7-1125 (372 amino acids)
Molecular function (GO): hydrolase activity, acting on ester bonds
Source: RefSeq, a predicted model, not a curated record